Penaeus indicus is the source of this 670-nucleotide messenger RNA. RefSeq lists its product as uncharacterized. The transcript has a single exon. Lineage: Eukaryota; Metazoa; Arthropoda; Malacostraca; Decapoda; Penaeidae. The record is from RefSeq and is a predicted model, not a curated record. The annotation marks the transcript as partial.
GACUCGUAUCUCAAGCUUCCAACAACAUCAGAGGAAUGGCAAGAUGUUGCUUCUGGAUUCCAUAACUUAUGGAAUUCUCCCUUGUGUCUCUGGCAAACGGGUACUCGUAAGGAAACCUGCAAAUUCUGGCUCAGAGUAUUAUGACUACAAGACGAACCACAGCAUCAUAAUACUAGCCUUAGUGGAUGCCAAUUACAAGUUUUUAUAUGUAGAUGUUGGAGCAAAGGGCCGUGCAAGUGAUGCUGGUGUAUGGGAUAAAUGUACCCUCCGUGAAUGCAUAGAGAGACAGCAGUUGCAAAUCCCUCCAUCUGAAAAUUUGCCCUUCACAAAUACAAAGGCUCCAUAUGUUAUAGUAGGUGAUGAUGCCUUUCCACUCAAGACCUAUUUAAUGAAGCCAUAUCCUGGAAGAAUCAUCACCAAAGAACAAACGAUUUUUAAUUACAAAUUGUCACGAGCCAGAAGAGUCUCUGAAAAUGCAUUUGGCAUUCUUGCCUCAAAGUUUAGAGUACUUAUGCAGCCAAUUGCAUCUAAACCAGAUAAUAUAAAAGACAUCAUUUUUGCAACAUUUGUUCUUCAUAAUUUCUUGCGUGUGAAAAGUGGAAAGCCUGUUAGACCUGAAAUGCUUGUGAGGGAAGACACAGAAAAUGGUGUCCUCAUUCAGGGCGAAUAG